Molecule: messenger RNA, 1067 nt
Organism: Alternaria alternata
Lineage: Eukaryota; Fungi; Ascomycota; Dothideomycetes; Pleosporales; Pleosporaceae
Product: L30e-like protein
Exons: 2
Coding region: 59-730 (223 amino acids)
Biological process (GO): snRNA pseudouridine synthesis; rRNA pseudouridine synthesis; ribosome biogenesis
Cellular component (GO): box H/ACA snoRNP complex
Molecular function (GO): box H/ACA snoRNA binding
Source: RefSeq, a predicted model, not a curated record
CCACCACACAUCCACAUUUCUAACUCCUACCGAUAAACUACAGUCGCUUAACUACACAAUGUCGAAAGAUAUCGAGGAGAAGAGGCUGAAGAAGGAGAAGAAGGACAAGAAGGAAAAGAAGGAAAAGCGCGCGGAGACCGAUGGCGUGUCCAAGAGCAAGAAGGACAAGAAGGAGAAGAAGGUCAAGGGCGAUGUCGAGAUGGUAGACGCGCUCGAGGCCGAGCUUGAGAAAGAGCCAGAAGUCUCCAUGGUCAACGUCGUUGACGGCAGCGAUGAGCCGCGCGGCGCACUCGUUCCCUUUGCAUUCCCUCUUGCAGACAAUGACAAGGAGGUCAAGAAGAUCCUCAAGACUGUCAAGAAGUCCGCCAAAUCCAAGACCCUCCGUCGUGGUGUAAAGGAAGUCGUAAAGGCGCUGCGCAAAUCCGCCGCCUCAAGCGCAGGUACUUCCAGCGACCCCAGCGCCAUUGUCGUUAUCGCUGCCGAUAUCUCGCCCAUGGACGUCAUUGCGCAUAUCCCCGUUCUUUGCGAAGACCACAACGUACCGUACAUCUACAUCAAGAGCCGCGCGCAGCUUGGUGAGGCUAGCGCAACAAAGAGGCCCACCAGCGUGGUCAUGAUUGGCAAGGAGAGGAUGGGUAAGAAGGCAGGCGAGGGCGACGAGGAGUUCACCGAGGCGUACGGUGAGCUCGUCAAGGUUGUUGGCAAGGCCGCCAAGACGGUCAGGAAGUAAAGAGAGCAAUGCGCAUGCGGCGAGUUUGGGCGAGAAGCUGUUCGAUCAUGUAUCGAGUGUAUUGUUCAAAACGGGAAUGAGGAGUCUGGCGUUUUUCACCCCAAUGGUUGGCUAACUAGUCCUCCUACUGUUAUUGCUUUAGUUCUAGGGACUAUGCUAGGCUUGCAAUAUACCUCUACAAAACUUCAAGACUCUGUUCAUCCGUUCAGGCCACUUCUUGACUGAUCUCGACUCUGUAGGCACCGUAAAGACAGAUGCCUGUAGAGGCUGCUGGUCUUGCACAAUUAUCUGUCAGGACCACAUCCCAAACAUCAUCUCAUCGCCCUAACAAUCGCUC